AUUUUAACAUGGCGUCAGAUGUGUAUUGCAUCGUCGCCACUUUCGAUUUCAGUUUACUAGAAAUAUAAAAAUAAAAAAAUGUAGACUAUUGUAGACUUUCUCUCGUAGUUUAUUUCACUCUGCUUAUAAAUAAUUUCAAGAUGCCCAGAGACGGGAAAAAGGCAAAAAGACGCCAUGGCCACGGUCUACUCAGUAGUUCAGAUGUAUCACUUCUUGACUUUGCUGAUGCUAGAAUCCCCCAGUCUUGUGGUCGACUCAGGAAAUCUGUGAUAAGUGGUAUGGGAGCAAUACCAAAAACAGCAAGUGCACAGAACAUAGUUCAGAAAGAAGAAGAGGAAACUCUUAGUUGGUUUGAGAAGGACCUAGAAGACUUUGUCAUUGGCGAUGAGCCCGAACAAGAUGAAGAAGAUGAAUCAGGAGUAAAAGAAUCAUCAUCAGUGAAUUCCAAGGAUUUAAAAAAGAAGAAGAGAGAGAAUUGUUCUGGGGGCAUUGUUUAUCCGGCUGACCUUUGGUUUCUGAUUGGCAAAUAUGUACAUCCUGAAGAUAUCGGCAGAUUUGCUGGGACUUGCCAAGCAGCUCGAUUUGUGACCCAUACCUCAGCUUUCUGGAGAGACCUCUAUGUAAGGUAUUAUGGUAAAGGAAAAGAUGGUUUACCUGAGCAAGUUAAGCCCCAUAGCAUGGAGAAACUACAUGGUCUGAGGGCUCGGGUGAUUAGGGCUAUGUUUAUUCUGUACCAGCCACUGGCUCAGCGUGUGCAGAGCAGGGGUCCAAUGGAAGAUGAGCCACAUUUAUUAAUAGGGCACAGAUGUCUUUUAGCUUGGCACCAACCAGCUCCUAAAGGUUGGCUGUUUUGUUUUAAAUUUCAAAAGCCCUCAUUACAACCUUUGGCCAGUAAACCUGCCACGAAGAUAGAUAUUUAUAAAGGUUACAAUGACCUGUUUUACAACCCAGAAGGAGGCUGCUCAGUGUUACAGGUCACUUGCUGUCAUUUUGCCUCUGUCCAGGCUGUCAUGGGAUUGCUGAUGAACCAGGUCUAUGUCACACUGAGUGCAGGUUUUCGUCACCAUCGUCUGCGUUUACACUUUGAUUCUAGAUAUACCUCCAACAACCAUUCCUCGUCUGACACAGUGGUGGUCUUGGACGAUGUGAUCUCUAUCAAAGUGAUGAAGUGGUGGUACCCAGGCUACCCUUUCACCUCUUGAUGUUCCGCAAUGAAAUAUUUCAAAUUAUUUAUUUUGUAAGGAUCUUUACAUGAAUCUGUAUGCGUCACUGUGAUUUAAAGAGCUGAAUUACAACUACAGACUAAAAAUGAGACUAGUCACAAAAUGUUUCAAUAGGACAAUAAAUGUGCAAAUAGUAUUAGGGAAGUACUUUGUAAUACUUACUUCAUUGUAAGAUUAUAUUAGGGUUUAGGGUUUGUUUUUUAUACACACAUUUUUUAGCCUAUUUUAAAAAUAUUUUGUUCCGAUUUUGUUUUUAUUCUUUGUAAAAAUGUAUUUUUUCAAUUAAAUUAGAUUAAAAAUGCAUUUACAGGUUUAAUGCAAACUUCUGAGAAGUUCAUAUAUUAUUUAUCUUUAGAAAUGAAACAACCAGAACAAGUUUAUAAUUUCUGUUAUAUAUCGUUGAAGUAUCAAACUAGAAUUGUAAAAACAAAACCUUAUACUUGAAAAAAUCUCUAAUUGUAUAAAGUUGUGUGUGUAUGUGUAUGAAAUCAUUAAACGUGUUACAAUUGUCAUUAUCCAACAUAAGAAAAAGAACUACUUUUCAAAAUUUGAAAGAGUAUAUGGAACAAAUAAUGAGUUCAACAUUGUUCUUAAGCUUUUGUUUUUAAAUCAACUUUUUAGAAAAAUGCCAGAUUCUAAUAAAUUGAUCUCUGACUUUGUCUGCAUCAGCUGGAUCUUUGAAAAUGCUUUUUACAUGUAAGAACUUAUUUAACUGGUAAGCUUAAAACAAGUGAGCACCUUGCUACUUGAAUAAAUUUAAUUGAAAGGAAAAACAGUCCUAAUUCAAAACUAAAUAAUAUGGUUAAUAUUAAUGCUGAGAACUCGAAAUGUACAUGGUGGCAAGAUUUUUUAAAAUAUAUUUUCAUCAAACUUUUUUUUUACAGAGGAACAAUGUACAAGAAGGCACAAAUAAGGGAAUCUUAUUUUUAACUUUCACAAAAUUUUAGUCUAAAAUGAUCUCAAAUUAUAGCUAUAUAAUUGUAUACAUUUUUAAAAAGCCAAUUUCAUCAUGUAAAGGAUUAUCACUUCUCUAUCACAAACUUGUGUGUUCUUUGUUUUCCAACUUAAUCAUUGAGAGUUGACAACUCAAAAAAGACCUACAUCCUUUUUUUAAGCUUAUAGUUUUCUCUUGACAAAAAAAAAAGACUUAAUCUUAUGUUUCUUCUUCUGUAAAAUACUGCUCUGUUUGUUAACUGUUUCUUUUUAUCUGUUCUGUUUUUUUUUUUUGGCUAACAAGUUUGAUGUGAUCUAAUUUACAAUCCUCAGUUAAUCUUGUGUUCCUGAACACACUUGCUUCACCUAGUCAGAACAAAGUACCAAGUGCCUAAAACCUGUUAGUAUUCAAAAUCCAAACUUAAUUUAUUAGCUUCUCUGUGAUUCUAUCAACACUAAUUACCAGUACAUGGAAGAUUUACAUUUUUUACCUUAUAUAAAUAAGUUUGUAAAAUAUUUUGUUUGUUUGCUAAUUUUUUUUACACAUGAUUUUAGUUUUUGCGAAUUUUUUGUUUUAUGAGAUUCAUUUUUUGUAGCAGCCCCACAGAUCUAGUUUGUAUUAUUUAGUAAUGAAGUUAACUUUUGCAUGCAACUUGUAACACCAUACAGAGUAAAUUUAGAAUUAACCAUUGACUAGCAACAGAAAAUGUAAAGUAUAUUUAGUUUAACACUGAAAUGUAUGAUGUGAGAUAAUAAUAAAUAAAGGCCUUUUCUUACUCCAUAUGCUAGGACAUAUUCAUACAAGUGCUCCUUCUUCCCUAGUGCCAUUAAAAUAUGGAAUAGGUUGCCUGAUUCAGCCAGGAAAAAACAAGUUAGUCUCCCAACAUGCUUAAUUAGACUGACACAUAGAUACGCUUAGGACAUAAUUAUCUUUUAAAAGAACAUCUGUAAUUUAUAAGAUUAAGUAAGAACUUAACACUUCAAGUGUUCUGAGAAAUCAAACAUGUUGGCUUCAAUGUUACUAAACUGUAUUGUGGUACAAAGUUUUAAUGUUAAAUUAUAGAAUUUGUGAAUGUACAUUCCAUAGAAAUAUAUUCAACCAAGAUUUGUCUUUACUUCGUGUGCGAGAAUUUACAAUUAUGUUGUGGGAUGAAUGGCACAAGGCCACCUGAGUGGUCUCCAGUUGGAUUCCUGAGAUAGACUUGAGCUGGGUUAUCUAAGAUACCCCCCUCCCAACAGCAAUAAUUUAUAUUCAAUGAAGAUAUCAGAUGGUAAGAGUUUUAGGAACUUCAAAUUAUUUGCAUUCAGUCUUUUAAAACUUAAGAUUAGCAGAAUGUCUCUUAGUAAUAUAUAAUUCAACAUAAUUUAUGCAAAUUAGGGAAAUUCUUCAGCAAACUGUUCCUAGCAGUUAUUGAAACUGUGGUAAAAAUACUUUGUAUCCAUUUAUUGGAGGAUAGUAAAUCUGUUUGAAAGGUAUACAAUGCUAAAAGUGGGUGAUUUAAUUUCUACCAGGUAACAGUACUUUGUUACAAAUCUAAAAUGACAUAUCAGAAGUGUGCAUUAUGUUGUGAAAAGCUAGUUGUGUUCAUAGGUAUCUUUUAGUGUAUUUGAAUAUAUUCAAUCAGGUUGUUUGUUUCAUCAUGAAAUGUCAAACAAUCAGGUACACUGUUAUUGUAGCCCUAACAUAAAAAUAAAACUUUUGUUUGAGAACAUAA
Messenger RNA from Biomphalaria glabrata, 3871 nucleotides. RefSeq names its product transmembrane protein 183-like. The coding region runs from base 141 to 1202 and encodes 353 amino acids. The record is from RefSeq and is a predicted model, not a curated record. NCBI's taxonomy places the organism in Eukaryota, Metazoa, Mollusca, Gastropoda, Planorbidae. The transcript is spliced from 8 exons. Gene Ontology annotation, biological process: regulation of protein stability. Gene Ontology annotation, cellular component: SCF ubiquitin ligase complex. Gene Ontology annotation, molecular function: protein binding.